Tigriopus californicus is the source of this 1519-nucleotide messenger RNA. RefSeq names its product CCR4-NOT transcription complex subunit 9-like (gene Rcd-1). Gene Ontology annotation, biological process: negative regulation of translation; mRNA catabolic process. The coding region runs from base 271 to 1320 and encodes 349 amino acids. The record is from RefSeq and is a predicted model, not a curated record. Gene Ontology annotation, cellular component: CCR4-NOT complex; CCR4-NOT core complex; P-body. Lineage: Eukaryota; Metazoa; Arthropoda; Copepoda; Harpacticoida; Harpacticidae. The transcript is spliced from 5 exons.
UGGGUUGACUUGACGGGCAGAUUGGACUCGAUUGACUCGAACCAUGAAUCCAAGAAUCCCGAUUGAGUCGUUCAGAAUCUUUACAUGACUUAGUCAGUCAGUCAGUGGACCAUCGAACCGAGUGCUCCACUUGAGUAGCCCGUGAACAGCCUGAAAAUCUUCACGCUCAGCCCAUCUUAAACCGUGAGGCUAUACAAUAGCGUUGUUGAGUCGUGGAAUAGCCGUUGUCUGGUCCAUCCCAUUCGUUUGAGGCUCGUCGUCUGAGCGGGCAUGUCGUCUCAUGCGGCGGGUUCGACGGCGGCCACCGCAGCCGCUGCCGCCGCGGCCAAUGUGGACCGCAAUCAGAUCUACCAAUGGAUUCAAGAGCUCUCAUCGCCGGACACGCGAGAAACUGCCCUUUUAGAGCUCAGUAAGAAGCGUGAAGUGGUGCCGGACUUGGCGCCCAUGUUGUGGAACUCGUUUGGCACGAUUGCUGCCUUGCUCCAAGAGAUCAUCAACAUCUACCCGGCCAUCAAUCCACCCGUAUUAUCCGCUCAUCAAUCCAAUCGGGUUUGCAACGCGCUCGCUUUGCUCCAAUGCGUGGCUUCGCAUCCAGACACGCGCUCCGCUUUCCUGUUGGCUCACAUCCCGUUGUACCUUUACUCGUUCCUUCAUACCGUGUCCAAGACCCGUCCCUUCGAGUACUUGCGCCUGACCAGCUUGGGCGUUAUCGGGGCCUUGGUCAAGACCGAUGAGCAGGAAGUGAUCAAUUUUCUCCUCACCACUGAGAUUAUUCCGCUUUGUCUGAGAAUCAUGGAGGCGGGGUCUGAGCUGUCCAAGACCGUGGCCACAUUCAUCCUUCAAAAGAUCCUCCUGGACGAGACUGGUCUAUACUAUAUUUGUCAGACCUACGAUCGUUUUAGCCAUGUGGCCAUGAUUUUGGGCAAAAUGGUCCUUUCUCUAGCUAAAGAGCCUUCAGCCAGACUUUUGAAGCAUGUGGUGCGAUGCUACUUGCGUCUUUCCGACAAUCACCGAGCUUGCGAGGCACUUUGCCAAUGUCUUCCUGACCAGCUAAGGGAUGAUACGUUCACGGCGUGCUUGAAGGAUGACAAGUCCACCAAGCAUUGGCUCGCCCAAUUGCUGAAGAACCUGGACACCAUGUCAGCCGGAGGGGGAGCGGCCAACCCCAGCCAAGGGGGUCAGGCGGGUGUCAGUCUAGGUGGGCCCCCGAAUUUGAACAAACCUCCGGUGGGAUUAACAGCAGGAGGUGGCGUGUUGGGCGGAGGUGGAGGCGGGGCCGGAGGUUCUGGUGCUGGCCCGAAACUGCCCGGCGCUCUGUGAGGGAUGGAUGAGAUAUCGGCUAUGUGCACGUACCCGAUUCGUCAUAAUUUCUAUUACCAACAGCAAAAAUAACAUCACUGCUACCAAAAAUGUUCACAUCAACACAUUUCUGACUGCUAGACUGCUACACCUGGCUACGUUUUGCAAAUAAACAGAAGCGAAGAAUGCUCAAGAUAACGAAUAAAAGAUUCAACUUCAA